UCGCGUUUCAAAUUAACUUCCUGUGGUGGUAAUUAUUUUAGUGCUAGAAACUUUGCUCUCUUUUAUUUAUUUGAUAAUAAUAGAAGACGACUAUGAUUUAUAAACGUUAUUUAGUGUUUGAACCAGCAUAUAUAUUAAAGGACUAUUCCCCGGAACACAAUGAGCGAACUGCGCGUAUUGAUGUAGAGGCAGUACAUACAAAUCAAUACAAUAAUAGUAAUAUUUCUAAUCAAAAUUACUCCUUUGACGAAACGCCCGGAGCUGUUCCAGAAGCAGAGACUCAACCUCAAUCGAAUCACAACUUCUGGACAAUAGAGUACUAUCAGAAAUACUUUGAUGUGCAGACCAGUGAAGUUGUGGAGAGGAUUAUAUCAUCAGUAUUGCCCCAGAAAGUCUCUAGAAACUAUUUUGAUGAGAAGAUAAAAGGCAAACCCGACUUGUAUGGACCUAUCUGGAUUUCAUUGACUCUGAUCUUCACAAUUGCCGUGAGCGGGAACAUAGCAAGUUAUCUACAGAAUGUUAACAAGGCAGUCCACUGGCGCUAUGAUUUUCAUUUGGUGUCUUACGCAGCAACAGCCAUAGUAUGUUACGUUUGGUUGGUCCCUCUGGCACUGUGGGGUGUCUUGAAAUGGACUACGCUUCCCGAUGGACAAGAUGAGAUUGAGACGCAGACCUCAAACUCUCCAACUAUGAUAUCUCUCUUCUGUUUAUAUGGCUAUUCGCUUUCCAUUUACAUCCCUGUGGCUAUAUUCUGGACCAUCCAGAUCUCUUGGCUCCAGUGGUUGUUUGUGUUGAUGGCUGCCUUUGUGUCCGGAGCAGUCCUCAUAUUCUGGCUGCUGCCAGCUUUGAAGAAAUCAAAAUAUUUUUAUAUACUUGUCGGAUCUAUUCUUGCUUUUCAUUUCUUGUUGGCAACUGGUUUUAUGUUAUACUUCUUUCACGGACCAAACGCAGUAAGCGCUCCUGGCGUGCCAGUGACACCGUCAGUGGCUACUAUAGCUCCAUAAUUUGUGACUUCUCCAAGUCAUUUACAUACAUAAUGUAUAAUUAUAUUUUUAAUUAAGUACAUUGAUAGCGGUAGGCAGCGGCUUGGCUCUGCCCCUGGCAUCGCUGAAGUCCAUGGGCGACGGUAACCACUCACCAUCAGGUGGGCCGUAUGCUCGUCUGCUUACAAGGGCAAUAAAAAAAAAAAAAGUAUUAACAUACAGCAUGACUAAAGCCAAUAAAUUUAUGAAAUCUUUUGCGUUGUCUUUAAUGACCACAAGUCUAUUGAAGGAAAUCAGUUUCUUGAUUUUACUGUCUUAAAAUAUAUUUCUUAUUUAUUAUAUAGAAUUAUUGUGAUAUAUUCUAUUCAUUUUUUUUUCACAUUCCUAGAAAAAUGUAAGUUUACUAGCAUUAUUAUGCAAGAAAUAAAAAAUAUUAUAUAAAAACAAA
Molecule: messenger RNA, 1431 nt
Organism: Bombyx mori (domestic silkworm)
Lineage: Eukaryota; Metazoa; Arthropoda; Insecta; Lepidoptera; Bombycidae
Product: protein YIPF2
Exons: 5
Coding region: 93-1004 (303 amino acids)
Biological process (GO): vesicle-mediated transport
Cellular component (GO): membrane; Golgi apparatus
Molecular function (GO): small GTPase binding
Source: RefSeq, a predicted model, not a curated record